Peronospora matthiolae is the source of this 1008-nucleotide messenger RNA. NCBI's taxonomy places the organism in Eukaryota, Oomycota, Peronosporomycetes, Peronosporales, Peronosporaceae. The record is from the annotation of a GenBank genome assembly.
AUGGUCUCCAAGGGCAUGAUCAAGGAUGCCAAGAAGCCAGCAAAAUUGAGCGGAUCAAGCGUGUGCCAAGGUUGUCUAGAAGGAAAAAUGGUUCAACGACCGUUCCCGAGCAAUCCAAACAAGCGCCAUUACGAUCCGUUUGAGCUUCUACACAUCGACACUUGUGGUCCAAUGGAAGUCGACUCGCUAGGUGGAAGCAAGUACUUGCUACUGAUCGUCGAUGAAGGCAGUGGAUGUACAAAGGGUUUUAGUCUGCGCGCCAAGUCCGACAGCGAAGAGUGCAUCAAGAAGUACAUCAUGGCAGUACAGACGCAGUUUGACUACAAGGUCAAGUUCGUUCGACACGAUGGUGCACGAGAAUUUGCGGCGAAUUCGCUCAAGGCAUUUUACGAUGAUCAAGGAAUCGAGGAGCAAGUUACCGUUCCGUAUGCGCAUCAGACCAACGGCACGGCGGAACGGGCAAUUCGGACCAUUGUGACGAUCGGGCGCAGCAUGCUUCACUACGCCAAGCUGGACAAGUGUUUUUGGGCUGAAGCAGCAAUGACGGCAAUCUACAUCAAGAAUCGCCUACCAUCGCCCAAGUGCCAAGAUCGAACCCCAUUCGAGAUCGUCAACGGAUUUCGACCAAGUGUGAAGCACAUGCGGGUUUUCAGCUGCCGAACGUUUAUGCUGACCCCUAAGGAAAAGAGGUCGAAAUGGGAUCCUAAGGCUCGUGAAGGACUAUUCAUGGGGUACGAAGAAGUAUCAAAGGCAUAUCGCGUUUACGACAUUGAAGCGGACCAAGUGGUGAUAUCUCGCGAUGUCACAUUCGACGAAUCAACGUUUGGUUUCUCGCCGACGCUACCACAAGAAAUUGUUGAUGACACUGCGCUGGAUAUCGAAUCGAUGAACAUCAGCGAUGAGCCUCACCUAUGCAAUUCAAGCAAACUGGAAAACACAAAAGCCGUUCAAACAGUCAAGAACAAGUUCUACAACGGACACUUCUUGAGCGUCGUGGAACCGGGUUAG